Messenger RNA from Papilio polytes (common Mormon), 747 nucleotides. It is a transcript of the gene gdl, whose product is annotated as gonadal protein gdl. NCBI's taxonomy places the organism in Eukaryota, Metazoa, Arthropoda, Insecta, Lepidoptera, Papilionidae. The record is from RefSeq and is a predicted model, not a curated record. The transcript has 4 exons. The coding region runs from base 213 to 734 and encodes 173 amino acids.
GAAUCUUUUAAUUUCAAGUUUGACAUUGACUGUGGUUGUCAACAUCAAUGUCAAACUUGAGAUACAAAAAUUAAAAACAACAAAUGGUCUCUACCAUACCAUAGCAAUUAUAAUUAUGAAAUUUAAAAUAUACUACGAUUGCAUUAUUAUAGAAGAAACUUUACUGUGUGUAAAUGUGAUAUAAAUAACAAGAAUCAUAAUUUUUCUUGGAGAUGGAAAUCAGUGAACCCACACCUGAAGCUUUACAACGAAAAUUAUAUUUUUUACUUGAACAAUUACAGGACAUGGCACGAGAAUUACCACCGAAAUACCAAAUGAGAGUACCUAUAGAGUUACUGUCUGGAUUAGCGAAUUGCCUACUGAAUGAUACUAUAUUUGAAAUUGUGAAAGGAUUAAUGGAAAUUCAACAUGUCACUGAAAAACAUCUUUUCCAGCAAAGGUUACAAAUAAUUAACAACCAUACAUUGGAAAUACAAGAAAUGAUGACAAAUACAGCCCCUGAACAGCAAGAAGUUCAGAAAACUAAUUUAUUGAGAAGGCACAAGGAAGAACUUAAACAAACUGAUAUGAAAUUAGUCCUUCAAUUGGAUCAAAAGGUAAGUGAUCAACAAGAUACAUUAGAAAAAGCAGGAGUGCCAGGUUUCUUUGUGACUAGUAAACCAAUUGAAGUAAAAGUGCAAAUGUAUCUACUUGACUUUAUAUUAAGAUUAAGUAAAAUGGAUAUUCCGCAAUAAAAAAAUUAUCAUA